AUGCGUUCAGCUCGCCACCUCCACCUCCCGGUCUGGGCCCUCCUUCUCCUCCUGCACUUCUCAGCCUUCGUCCCGGGAGCCAGAGGACAGCAAGAAACCGACGAUGAGUCGGAGUUCAGCUACGACUUCGGGUCGGAGAACGGGCCGGAGAACUGGGGCAAGAUCAAGGAGGAGUGGGCGACAUGCGGCACCGGGCGGAUGCAGUCGCCCAUCGACCUCUCCGACCGCCAUGCCGCACAGACGCCGAACCUCGGGUACCUCAACCACUCCUACCGCUCUGCCAAGGCCUCCAUCGUCAACCGUGGCCAUGACAUCGCGGUGACGUUCCAGGGCGAUGCCGGGAGCUUGUGGAUCAACGGCACUGCUUACCACCUCAGGCAGGUACACUGGCACUCCCCCAGCGAGCACCAUCUAAACAGCCACCAGUACAGCCUGGAGCUCCACAUGGUUCACCUCAGCACCGAGAACAAGGCUGCCGUGAUCGGCCGCCUCUAUAAGAUCGGUAGGCGCGACCAUUUCCUGCACAAGCUAGAGCCUUACCUGCGGAGGAUGGCAGGCACGAAGGAGAAGGAGGAGAACGUCGGCGUGGUGGAUCCCUGGGAGGCGAGGGGCGAUGGUGAAGCCUACUACCGGUACACGGGCUCCCUAACCACGCCGGCGUGCGGCGAGGGGGUCAUCUGGACCGUCAUCAAGAGGAUGAAUGCUAAACUUACUGACAUACGGUCACUAACGCCCCCGAUAUUCUCUAUCCAAAUUUUAAAAGGCUUUGAGAUGAACGCGAGACCCCUUCAGAAGUUGAAUGGCAGAGAUAUCAGCCUUUUCUGCGCUCAUGAUGACCACGAACGCUAUUACGCAGCUGCUGAUUAUUAA
Molecule: messenger RNA, 870 nt
Organism: Triticum turgidum subsp. durum (durum wheat)
Lineage: Eukaryota; Viridiplantae; Streptophyta; Magnoliopsida; Poales; Poaceae
Source: the annotation of a GenBank genome assembly